GUAGCGUUCCGCCGGCGCUAGGGCCCCGCGGAGGGCGGAAGGGGCGUCCCGCGGCGUGCAGCCAUGGAGCCGGGCUGCUCGCGCCGCCUGAGGCGGAAUAGGGCCCCUCGGCGCUCCUGUGGCCAGAAGGAGUUCGCGCCCGACGGCUCUGCCGGGCAGGCCGAGCGUCUGCGGUUGUGCCUGGAGGAGCAGCGGCGGCAGCUGGCUGAGGAGCGCGUGGAACGGCCGGAGAAUCUGGUGAAAGCCGUGUGGAAGCCAGAACAGGGCAUUGUGGAGCUGGAGUCCCCUGCGGGGAAGUUCUGGCACACUAUGGGGUUCUCAGAGCGUGGCAAACAGUGUCUGCUGCCUGAGGAGGCUCUGUACUUGCUGGAGUGUGGCUCUCUUCAGCUCUUUUACAAAGAUGUGCCCAUGUCAGUUCAGGAAGCCUAUGAAAUUCUGCUGUCCCAGGAGGCAAUGAACCUGCUACAUUACCAGGUCUUCAGCCACUUGAAGCAGCUGGGCUAUAUUGUACUGAGAUUCAACCCCAGCACUGUCCUGUCUCCCUGCGAGAGGCAACUAAACCUGGAAAGUCAUUGCAAGAGCUCUGGGAAACACCAUCACAAAAGGAGGAGGAGUUCCAGCCCUGGAUCAUGUGAGAAGAAACAUAAGGUAUCCGAGGACCUUCCCAAAGCUGAAAGGACCUGUGAAAAAGGCGGACAUGACUGUGGAGAACUCAGUUGUGUUCCCUUGGAGGAGAAGCCAUUGUCAGAGCAGUUGAAGGAAUUGGAUACUGGCAAUGGAGAGGAGCGGUCUGUCACAUCAAACUCAGUUCCCCUUGAUACAGGACGAAAGAAUGUCCCAGGCCCCUCCUGGAGUCUGGGAACUGGAGGCCAGAAGGCGAGCAGCACUGGCAUCCAUUUGCCACGCUGGGAUUUUACUAUGAUCUUCUUGCCAAAUGUGGCCCCAGAUGAGCCAUGCGUACAUCUGCCCUCACCUGACAACAAGCUUCUGCCAGAAAAUGUGCUGGGAAGAGAGGUUGAUGCAGCAUCUUGGUGCAGACGCAUCAACCAAAAAAAGGAGAAGCUGUCACAGAAGGAAAGGGAGCAGCAGGCAAAGGACAGCAAGUACAAGAGCAGUAUCAAUUCUGACAGGGAAGUGAGGUGCUGCAUCAACUGGCAGGAAUACAAAGCUCUUUUGAGAUGGAGGAGCCAGCAGAGAGUUUGGAGACAACCACCACAUAUGUGGGGCCAGGCUGUCACACCACUUCUGCAGCCAGAGGAAGCUACCUCAUUUGUCUUUCGUGCUGGACUAUUAAGCAGUCAGGGCCAGCAAGUUGCAAAGCACUUUCAGGAUGUUCAGGGCUGCAUGCUGGGAGGAGCUGCAGUCUGCCAGCAGAUCAGUGUGCUGCAGCCUUCCCACAUACUGGAUGGAGCCUCCCGGCUACAAGAGGACUUGAAGAGUAUCAAGAUAGACUUCAACGUGUAUCAAGCAGAUGCUGUGGCCAAAUUUAAGAAGACAAACCCUGGGAAGCCAUAUGUCAGGAUGUGUGUUCGAAGCUUUGAUGAGCAAGUCCCAUCCCUUCGGGCUUUGAAGCAGAUCACACAUCAGAGUGGGGACGUCCCAGUGGUCUUUGCUCUGGUGGACCAUGGAGAAAUUGCCUUCUACUCGCUAAAGGAAUUCAAGCUGCCAGUUGAUGCUAACUACUGAAGACAUUAACUGAAAUGGCGUGGGCUGAAGGAAGGAUCUUCACUCAGGAUUUGCUUUCUUGAUUAAUGAAAUAUUACAGAAAAUAGAGCCAGUGGUAACCAGAUGUUAUUUUAGGUGGUAGCACUGUAUUUGCUGUUAGAGGUUUCACCCAAAUGGGAGUUGGCUCAUGCAUGGCAGCAAAAUGCACUGAAAACAAUGGGCAUUUCUGGACUGGAGUACACACCCUGUUCUUGAAGGUGUUGGUUCUGCAGCUUUCUCAUCUGGACCACUAGCCUGCCUUUCCUGUGUCAUGGCUGAUCUGUGGAACAUUAGAAAGCGCUCUACUGCUGUAAAGCCCUUAUUAUAUUCUAGGAACCACCAUGCUAGGCCAGCUGAGCAAUUGGAGUCACUGACAUCAGCCAAGGGCAGAAAAAGCUGAUCAGAUCAGUGGUGGUGUCCUGAGCCUCCAUCAUUCGUUUGCUCCAACAGAUCAGAAUCUUAUCCAAUAGUUGAAAAUGAAACAGCCAUAAAAUUCAGCCACCCUGAUAAAAAAUUUUCAGGCACUUGAGAGCUGGAAACUUAGUACCUUGCACACUAUCUCAUUACUCAGAGACUGCAGAAGGCCCCAGAAUACUGCAGAUGGUGCCUAGCCUCCUGCUGUUGCAGUUGGGCUGAGAUGUAUUUUGACUGUACAGCAUUAUGCCAUAUUAGAGUUAUACCACCAGUAUUGGCAUGCUGUAUCUGUUAGUCUUAGCAUGGCUUCACUGCAGCCCCUGUUUUAACCUGAUGUCCUCUUUUCUGGCUGUGGACUUUUAUUUGUGUUUCUCAAGUGAGAGAUCCCUGUGUAGAGAAAGAAGGUAGAAGUACCUUCUGAGCCUUCCAGGCCUGUGGCUGUUGUGCUCCGAACCAAGGACAUUGUUGCUUUCAAGGCCUUAUCAUGUGAGUGUUAUAUCCAGGUACCAAAUUUGCUUUAGAAUCUAUGCAAAAGUACCAGUGUCAGGUGCCAGAAAGUCUGCUUAGUGAGUGCUGAGCCCAGCUGUGUUCAGUAUCUAGGAUUCUUUAGAAGUGUAAUAGCAGCUGUUUUAGAUGUAUCUUAUGUGAUAUUUCUUUAGUUCCUUUUGGAGGUGGGGAGAAGUUUAAGCAAUAAAGAACCUUUUCCAAUUGUG
Phasianus colchicus (ring-necked pheasant) is the source of this 2831-nucleotide messenger RNA. NCBI's taxonomy places the organism in Eukaryota, Metazoa, Chordata, Aves, Galliformes, Phasianidae. The record is from RefSeq and is a predicted model, not a curated record.